AUGGAAAAGGCCAUCAUCCCUACCGACGAUGAUUCCAGGGAUAACCCUUCUUCGCAAGAGGCCUUACCGGCGUUAACAUUGGCAGGAGCCUCAUCACCUCUGGGUGUCCUCGAUCUUGUCACCACUGCCGAAACGCAUCAUCCUAUCCACUGGCCAGUAUGGAAGAAAUGGUUUAUCACAAUUGUGUACUGUGCACUGCAGACUGCGAUCGCGCUUCUGUCGUCUUCGUACAUCAGCGCGGAAACGCCGCUGCAAGCCAAAUUUGGCGGCUCAACCCAGGUCAUUGCAUUGGGACAAUCGCUAUUCAUUGUAGGUACGGCUGUUGGGCCGUCUUUCUUAGGGCCACUGAGUGAUAUUGGGGGAAGGAAAUGGGUUUAUGUGGCAAGUAUCUUUGUCUAUGGAUUAUGCCAGAUCGGCUGUUCUCUGGCCUUAAACCUACCCAUGGUGAUUAUAUUCAUGUUCUUUUCCGGGGUAGCAGGAAGCACGGCGCUAUGUAAUGUCGCGGGCACAAUCACAGAUCUAUUUGGCAAUGCCGAUAAUGCCGGUCAGCCCAUGGGGUUAUUCGUCAUGUCUGCAAAUACAGGGCCUAGUAUUGGUAGCGUCAUUGGAGAGUGGAUUGCUGACAAUCCACAUAUGGGGUUGAAUUGGGUUUUUUGGAUCAACGUUAUACUCGCUGGAGCAUUCUCAGCCGGCAUGGCCUGCGUGCCUGAGACACUUCCUCGAGUGGUGAUUGCUCGCGCUGCCCAGGGUACUCAGAAACACGAUACGCAAGAAGAACAAGAAGCUCAAUUAGCUUCGUCUGCGGCCGAGAAGAUGAUCGCCCAGUCGAAAGUCGACAUUUUCAAAGAAAUACGAUUUGUAACGACAAUGACUUUCCGAAUCAUGUUCACCGAGCCUAUCGUUACAUUUCUAGGCUUGUUUAAUGGCUUUAUCUAUGGACUAUUGUUCUUGUAUCUGGACGGAAUUUUCGACGUUUUUGUCGUUAAUAAUGACCUCUCAAUAAUCGGAGCAGACCUUACAUACCUUAAUGUCGUUGUUGGAGUCGUCAUCAUGUUUGUGAUCUUCGUCCCAAUCCAGACAGUAUUUUAUACCCGUGACAGGCGAAAUAAUGGUGGAGUUGCACGACCUGAAGCCCGGUUCUUAGUCUCUCUUGUCACUGUUUGGGGAUUUCCAAUCUCCUUGUUCUGGUUCGCAUUCACAUCAAAGGGAAAUGUGUCUUAUUGGUCGCCAAUCAUUGCCGGCGGCCUCCUCAACGUCGUUGACCCAAUACUCUGGCUGAGUAUGCUGAAUUAUCUCACUGACAGUUAUCCGAACGUAGCCGCAAGCGCAGUGGCAGCGUUUCUAAUCCCCAGCUUUCUGGUUGCAGCGGGAUGUGUUCAUAUUGGGAUUGUUAUGUUUGAUAACUUGAGCACGCAAUGGUCAUUUGCGGUUUUGGCAUUUGUAUCUCUUCUUGUGGUAGCAUGGGUGUAUUUGUUGUAUUUCUGGGGACCCCAGCUUAGAAAGAGGUCUAAGCUGGCUAAAAAUCCUAGUUAA
Molecule: messenger RNA, 1533 nt
Organism: Talaromyces proteolyticus
Lineage: Eukaryota; Fungi; Ascomycota; Eurotiomycetes; Eurotiales; Trichocomaceae
Product: putative vitamin B6 transporter
Exons: 5
Coding region: 1-1533 (510 amino acids)
Biological process (GO): transmembrane transport
Molecular function (GO): transmembrane transporter activity
Source: RefSeq, a predicted model, not a curated record